GCUGCUCGGUGCGCUCACAGGCACGCCUCCCUCUCAUCUUCCUCCUCUUCCUUUUAAUCUUCUUAAUUGCGCGUCGGCACUCCGGCAGCAGCAGCACAGCGGGAGUCACGAGCAGGGCUGCUUGUAGACAGUGAGGAUGAUGAUGAUGGUGAUGCUCACAGACUGAACUUUGAAGAUGCUCGUGGAGGACUCUGCGCGUCUUCUCCGCUCUCUGUGGAAUACGUGGAACCUCCUGCGGGGCCGAUGCUGAUUACCGUGAUGCUUUUCGGGUGAAGCGCCAAAAAAACAAACAAACAAACAAACAAACAAAAAAACUGCACCAAACAAACGGAUUAUCGAGAACUGAGCUCCGCACUGCUGACAGGCUGCUGGUAGCGAUGUGAUAGAAAGGUCUCCUGCGCACACACCUCCCAGUGAUCAGAGCCGUGCGGGCUGCCGUUACGCGCGGAGGCUGCUCUGCGCUUAAGGAGCGCGUUUCAGUCUCCGUGUUUGAACUUUAUGAUCUGAACUGUGACAAAAAAAAGAGGGAGAAAAGUUUUUUCUGCUCCUCCUCAGACAGAAAAUGAGUAGCUGUCUUCUCAGACUGGCACUCCUCGUGGCUUGCGUCCUCUCCAUCCGCUGCACCGCUGCGCCCGGUACCGAGGCGGAGGCGCGCACGGCGUCCCGGGACACCUGCGCGUCCUGCGGCGGCGGCGCUCUGCCGGAGGAGCCGGAGUCCGGGCGGCUCGACGGGGACUUCUUAGAGGCGGUGAAGAGGCACAUCUUAAGCAGGCUGCAGAUGCGGGAGAGGCCCAACAUCACGCACUCGGUCCCCAAGGCGGCCAUGGUGACAGCCCUGCGGAAGCUGCACGCCGGGAAGCUGCGAGAGGACGGGAGGGUGGAGAUCCCCAACCUGGACGGGCAUCCGAUGAGCAACGAGGUGCUGGAGGAGAGCUCGGAGAUCAUCAGCUUCGCGGAGAAAGAUGAUAUGGUGACAUCCCAGUCCAGCCUGUUUUUCCUGAUCUCCAGCGAGGGGAACCAGAACCUGUAUGUGACGCAAGCCACUCUAUGGCUCUACUUUAAGGUGCUGCCGGCACCUUUGGAGGUGCGUGCCAGGCGUAAGGUUACGGUGAAGGUGUACUACCAGGAGCCCGGCCUUGGCAGCAAAUGGAACCUGGUGGAAAAACGAGUGGAGCUAAAACGCAGUGGCUGGCACACCUUUAUGCUGACUGAUGCUGUCCGGUUGGUGUUCGAGAAAGGUGACAGGCGACAGAACCUGGAUAUCCGCUGUGAGGGCUGCGAGGCAGAGGGUGUCUUGCCCAUUUUGCUCAAUGUCCAUGAUGAGUCCCACCGGCCUUUCCUGGUGGUACAGGCGAGGCAGGCUGACAGCAAACACCGGAUCCGGAAGCGAGGACUGGAGUGUGAUGGCAGCAGCAACCUGUGCUGCCGGCAGCAGUUCUACAUAGACUUCCGACUCAUCGGUUGGAGCGACUGGAUCAUUGCACCGUCAGGCUACUACGGGAACUACUGUGAGGGGAAUUGUCCGGCUUACAUGGCCGGUGUCCCCGGUUCAGCUUCAUCCUUUCACACAGCAGUGGUGAACCAGUACCGCUUGCGGGGGAUGAGUCCGGGCUCCAUGAAUUCCUGCUGCAUCCCCACAAAGCUCAGUACCAUGUCCAUGCUCUACUUUGACGACGAAUACAACAUCGUCAAGCGUGACGUUCCAAACAUGAUCGUGGACGAGUGUGGCUGUGCUUGAGUAUGUUUUUCCUGUUUACUUAAAGUGGAACUGAAGAACUAAACAGAUUCACAAUAUUACAAAAAAAUUAAAUAUUAAAAUAUUUAUGGACGACGGAGAAAACAUGUGCACGCACAACCUCAUCCACACAUAUCUACACACCCUCAUAUAUGCCUGCACAAAAACUUGUAUAUAUAUUUAUGUUUGUUGAUAUAUUCAUAAUAUGAGUUUGAAGACUUAGUCUCCUGCAGACAGAAAUGAAGAGUUCUCUUCCAAAUCUUUAAAAAUCCACUUGGAAAACAAUCAAUAUCUGAAGUUCUUCAUUAAUUAUCUCUAAGAUAAUGAGGAUCUGGUUUGUUAAAUUGUGUAAGACUUACUUAACCUACUAGCCUUUACAAAGCAGCAUCAUCUGAUGUAAUUUUCUGCUAUCACUCAAGUUGUUAGUAUAGGCGCCACUUGAAACUCUUCAUGAGUAGAACAUAAACCCAACCUUGAAUGUUAAAAUGCUGUCUCCAGAGGAGGUAAAAGGAGCUUUACAUGAGUAACAAUGAAGGUUGGGGGGUGAUUCUGCUAUGCCUCUUUCAAGAGUACUUUGGACAAACACUGAAAAUGUCUUCACACCACUCAAGCUACACCAACAUACAGCACUUCUGGCUUGGAUCGUACAGCACUUCUGGCCUUAACAAAGUUUGUUCCAUAAUAAGACCUGCAAAUUCCAGAAACAGAUUUUUGAAAUGAAUGGAAACAUAUUCUAUAUUCCAGCAAACCCCAGUAAACAAGGUUUUUAUUACUCCAAAACCAUUCAAUAAUUAUCCAAAAUACAGGUAGAACUUUGUGAGAUGUCACAACUGAAAUUCAAUGGAAUAUCUGCUUAGAGGCCAUGUUUCUGAUAUGCAUUUCUUCACAGUUUUCCAUUAACUUUAGUGCUGAUCAAACAUUUUGAUUUGAAAAUUGUUUUACCCAGUAGAAUCUGUAGAUAAAAAAGAAAUGGGUUAGUAGCUUGUCCAAUUAAUGUUUAUACUUAAUUAGCACUUAAGUAACACUCAAAGUGUCAUAAGUUUAUGCAAACUUAAUUUUUGACCUCUUCUAAAGACUUUGGAUGAGUCAAUCAAACGCCUUCCCUUUCUUUUUGGGUUUUGUACCUCUGAACUUAAAAAAUACAUCCUGUAGUUGAAAUCUUCAUCACCAGUAGAAUCUGUACAUCAUAAACUAGCAGCUCAACCAAAUUCUACCCUUCUUUUGGGGAAUAUGUACCGUUAAAAGUAAUAAACCCCAUCUUUCAGGAAUCCACCUUAAUUUCUCAUCAAAGUAUGUGUCACAUUUUGCUCCAAUAAAAAUAUUUGUAUCUGAGAGUAGGGCAAUAGCUCAUCCAGUCAAUAUAUAAUGAGCACCCAUUUACCAACUAAAGUUCCACAAAUUCUAUGAUAUAAUAUUUGGUUUUCCCAGAGGUUUUGGCUCAGUCAACCAAGCUUCUAUGCUCCCUUCUUAAAAUCUGUACUACUGAAAGUAAUAAACCCAUCUUUAAGGAGACUAUCUUACUUUUGCACUCAGGAAUGUUCCCUCAAACUAUUGCCCCCAGAGAAAUCUGUAGAUCAGAGGGUCAGUAACUAUGAGCUUUGAUUUACCAUCCGAAGUUUCAGAAAUUCCACGUUAGUUUGUUUUGAGACCUAUUCAAGAUAUUCCUGUUAGGGUGAAAACUUCGACCCUUUCUUCUUGGUCUUUGUAUCACUGAAGUAAAAGAAAAUCCUUUUAGUUGACGAACCAACCUGCUCAUUAAGGUGCCAGUCAAACAAAUAUUCCUUUUCAGCAUAUCAGGAAUGACCUCACAAGCAAGAUAUUUCCUUCACUUUCCUGCAGCUUCUCCUUGAAAUGGAAGGUUUGACCCCUUCCUUAUCAAAAUACAUUUAAUGUAACUCUUAUUUCCGUCAGUGAAAGUGAAAAGUUGCCAUAUUGCUCAGUUAAGAGAAGGUGCAACUUUGCACUUCCUGACGCACACUUUGAUAGCACUUGCAGAUUGAAAUGCCUUUAAUGAGCCCUACGUGGCACAUCUACGCCCACAGUCCUUCUAAAAUAAAUAAGUGCCGCAUGAGCUAUGCAAUGUAUAGUAUUUACCCAUAUAUCAGACAAGAUGAACUUAAGCUCUAGUGACAAACUAUCACCAAUACUUGAAGUAAGUGUGGCAGGCAGUGGUGUGUUGGGCUUCAGGUGGGAGGCUCUGAUGAAAAAACAUUCCUUCUCUUUUAAGAAGGAAACACUAUUUAUUUUUCUUUGAUUUAUAGUUAAAGAAGCAACAACAACAACAACAAAAGCAGGGCAACAGUUUGACUUAUUCAGUAUCCUCAAACCUAAAAAUGCACACACCAAAUCUCUGUGUAUUUGUUUGUUUGGAAACUCCUUCAACAUGACCGGGAGUUGAGCAACCAAACUUUGUACACUGAUAUAGCUUAGAUGCCUGAAGGCCCAUAUAUGUAUAUAUAUUAUGUUGCCUAGCAACUACCUAUCAACAUGUGAAAAUGCCCAAUUUUUAGAAUAUAUGCACAAAUAAAUGCUUUUAAAAGCAUUGCAUAUUUUUAUUUCUCAACAUUAACAUAAUUUGUAGCCACAAAACUUCAACAUUUUAAUGACUCUAUCACGCUGCCUGGCAACCACCUACCUAAAAUGACAUUUACAUAGCAGCGAAGGACCUGAGUGUUACAGAGUACCCACAAAAAUAGGCUAAUUACUGUACGUUAAUACAUUUUCUCAGAGUGAUGAAGUGUAUCACUUUGCCAACAGCAAGAACAGACCAAACAAUAGCAUGGGCACUAGUCAGCUGUUGCUGACUGCUUUGUGGUGUGUGUAUCUAGUAAAAACCAAUGUUUGGAAUUUUAUUUAAAUAAAUGUAUUUACUCUUGCAAUUUUUUGAGAUUUGGUUGGCUAAAUAUUGAAUAUGUUGCACAGUAAAAUUGAACCAACACAGCAGCUUAAGCUAAUAUAUCUUCAAGUCCAAAGGUUCUUACGAUGGAGAAAACUGUCCAAGGACCCCCUGGUACUCCUUCCACCAAUAUAACUUUUUAGAGUUUGGUGUCAAUUGAUGUAUUGGUGUUGGUUCAAAAAUAAUAUUGGAAGGGAGUAAUCUUGCUGUAUUGACAUAAAAGGUCCACUUCUGCAUAUAUGCACGUUUUACUGAUACAGCACACUGUUUACUUUGCAUGUAAAAUAUGAAUCAGUGGUUCCAAACAGCACCAACAUUCGUUCUACAACUGCACAUAUAAUGUACAAGUUUGUUUCAAUGUCAUCCGUACAUUGCUAUACCAGCUCAAUCCAAUAAUCUAUUGGAGUUUUUUCUUCUCUUUCAUCUAAAAAGGUUUUACUGCCAUUAGAAAAAUAAUCAUCUGAAAUGUAAAAAGAGGCUAACUGGGGCUAACUUUGACCCAAAUGCGAUGCACGAAUAGUGAUUUUUAAAUAAAUGCAUCCCAGCGGAAUUCCCAUCGCGGCCUGUUUGGCACCAUAACACACUUUGAGACACACUUUCAGGCCUCAGUCACUUUGAUAUUUUCAGGUUAAACGCUUCAGCGACCUGUUAUUUCACAACCUCGUUACACAUUUUUCUCUUAUUCGCUGGGUAAAGAGAAAUACCUGAGACUUGAUACUGCUCAUUAUCUCGUGUUUUCUCCAGCCUCCUGCCCGAUGCCCAACCCUAGGCUCACCUGCCACUGUAAUCUUUUGCUUAUUCUUCAAAGCGAAUGGUUCUUAGAGUAUUUGCACUGAGGAGUUGCGUGACUAGUCAUAAAAAAAUGAAUAGAAACUGCCAUUGAAAAAAUAAAAGUUAUUUUUAUAGAAGCAAAAUUGAAUUCUGUUCAAAUGUAUUAUACCUAAUCAUGGAACCAAAGAGGCCAAGAGGUUUAGCUAUUGAAAGAUGGCAAUGUUGUCAUGUUUUGUUUGUAAAUGAUGUUGUGACAGUUAAGAGGCCUAAACACUGUAUCAGGGUAUAGUAUCAGUCCAUAAUCUGCUUAAUCCUUUUUCUAUUUUGUACCUAGACAUGGAAUAUUUCAUAUUUUUUCAUGAGAUGACUUAAAUAUUCCUAGUUUCCUCGUUUUGUUAGCAUCCUUCCAUUUAGAGUAAAGCCCACACCAUCCAGUCUCUGUACAGUCGAUGUAACAUAUGAAUAUGCUUUUGAAAUAUUUUGUUCUUUGUUAUUGUUGAAAAAUAAAGUUCUUAUUACAGAUUG
This is a messenger RNA of Maylandia zebra (zebra mbuna), 5927 nucleotides long. Its product is annotated as inhibin beta B chain. NCBI's taxonomy places the organism in Eukaryota, Metazoa, Chordata, Actinopteri, Cichliformes, Cichlidae. Gene Ontology annotation, cellular component: extracellular region. The record is from RefSeq and is a predicted model, not a curated record. Gene Ontology annotation, molecular function: cytokine activity; growth factor activity.